GGUUCGGUUGCGGAAUGUUUACAUGAUUUCAUUCCAUCAUAAACCUUUGGAAAAAGUUGUUCACGAUGAAAACGUCCGAUAAAAAGAGUGCCAACAAAACCAGAAAGAAUGUACUGGUUCAACCUUUAAGAAUAAAAUUACCGAAACUAUACGAUGAAAGCGCCGAGCUGUACUCGUUACUGGAACCGGUGGAGAGGAAGUACAUCGUAACCGGAACCAAUAGUGUCGUUAAGCUCUUGGAAAAUAGCCAAGCUGUCGCCCUUCUUAUACCCAGCACGUACCAUCCAAAGGAAUUUGCACAAAUCCUCAUCAGCAUGGCCCGCCAACGAAAUCCAUCCAUCCUCGUAGCAGUAGUGUCUUGGGAAAACACAUUUAAACACCCGAACCAUAUGAUGGCACUGACCUGCCCAAACGAGGAAGUACAAUCGCCCGCCCUGAAUGGUUUCCUACUCCGCCUGAAGGAUUUAUUGCUGGAACAAGGUUGGUGUGAGGAACAGCACAACGUUUCCAUGCCGGAAGCGGCAACGAGAGUAAAGAAAAUCGACGAACCUAUGACGGAGGAAGAGGUGAGCAAACUGUACAUCUUGGAACCGGUAUCGGGAAAUGGCGCUGGGAAAAGAAAACGCGAGGAUCCGUUCAAGUCGGCCGAUUUUAUUUCAUUCUCCGAUACCGACAAACUCAUCACCAUCAAGAGUAAGCCAACCAAAACCCGACCGAAUCAGCAGCUGAUCGAUCGGAAGGCGGGCAAGAAGUCCUACAUACCGCUUACAGUUAAUGUGGUACAGGGUAAUCCCAACCGACAGGAGCAGAUGAAGACGAAGAAGAAGAAAAAGAAACUAACUUCACAAUAAAACACUCUGCCCGCUGUUCUCCCUCCGGAUCGAAUCGAACCCCCGUUUUUCUCAUUACUAUGAUCCAAUGACCACGUCCUCCGAACCUACAACGCCCAAACACGCACAUAGUCAACCAGUAGGGACGCCUCGACGCUUUCGUUCUCCUCCAGCUUCCACGUCGGCAACCAGUUGGAGCGUGCGUUCCAGAAAUCACGCGCUGCCGUCGGCGAGUUAUUGAUCCACGGUUUGUUACCGUUCGCAUUCACGGCCGGCGGGGUAUCGGGGAAGUAACCGUUCGUACCACCGACGGCCAGAUUCAUGAGGAUGUAAAACUCCUGAUCGAACGGUGCCAUCUUUCCGCCGGAAACCCACGGAUUCGAUGCAUUCGGGUCGCGCUGCUGGAACUGACCUAGCUCCCAGAAGUUACCGUUCACCAUGAGCACCUGCUCAUCGUCCACGCUGAACUUCAGGAACUCCGGUGUCCACUCCAGCUGGUACCGAUGGAAAUCCUUAUUGUAGCCCUGCCCGGGCGGUGUUACCUUCGACGCGGUAGCCAUUUCGUACCCAUUCAGGCCCGCGUAGGGACCGAAGUGAAGCGUCGAACCGGUGUGCUCCACACCGAGCUUGUCCCCGUUGAUGCUGUAGUCCAGAUUGCCGCGACUUUCCAUCAGAUCGAUCUCUCCCGAAGCGGGCCAUGUGCCGUACUGAUUGAGCUUCGGCAUAAGCCACAGUGCCGGCCACAGCCAGUCACCUGUGGGGAGUUUUGCGCGGAUCUCCACCUUGCCAUACUUGAAGUUGAACGAAUUGACCGUUCGCACGCGGGCACUCUUGAUGGGGUUGAUGUAGUUCUCCGGAUUUCCCUGACGUUCGCAGCCAAAGUCAGCUGGAUUGG
This is a messenger RNA of Anopheles coustani, 1725 nucleotides long. RefSeq lists its product as uncharacterized. Bases 66 to 851 code for a protein of 261 amino acids. The record is from RefSeq and is a predicted model, not a curated record. The transcript is spliced from 3 exons. NCBI's taxonomy places the organism in Eukaryota, Metazoa, Arthropoda, Insecta, Diptera, Culicidae.